UGCCCUCGGUAGGAGAGGAGUCUCCGAAGUCGGCCAAAAGCACCACAAAGCCCGGCGGCGGCAGCGGGAAGGAUGGCGGGGCUGAGAAUUCGGAAGAGUUCCCAGCUCUAGGAAGAAGAAGGAAGCCUGAGUCUUGCAAUGUAAAGGUGAUGGAGAGCCACCAAAGCAGAGCACUGUGAUGUCCCCAUCCAAACCAGUGGCCUGUGGCUGUGUUUCCUGGUAACGAGUGCUGCAGCCAGAGAGGGAGAGUUAGUUACAAGUUUCCUUCCAUUACCUGCAAUGGCACAUAAUGUCUGGUUGUUCCUGGCUACAGGAGAAACUUAGAAGUGACGUGUCUAACCUUCCCUCCCACAAAACAUACCCAGCCAUUUCCUCAUACCCCAAACAAAAUCCAGCCCUUCUUUAAGAUGGAAGGCUGGGUCUCCUUUGAUCACAGGAACAGAGAGCAGAGAGGAGACACCUCCAAUGUGCUGCUGCCACAGGUCUCAUCUCCAUUUCCCUGUUGAGUUUGCAGUGAAGUUUGUUCUCUCUUGGUGCUUUCUUGUCUCUGGACUGCUCUGCUGCAGAAUGGAAGAGAGCUCUUUGCUUGAUAAGAAGAAAUGUAUACCAGUUUGAAUGCAAUUUUCCUGCUCUUCAGGAAGCACAGAAAGGCCCAGCAGCCACAGCAGCAGCCUCAGCAGCAGCAGCAACAAACAACUUCAAAUAAGCGUCCCAGUAACAGUGCUCCCCCACCAACCCAGCUAAAUAAGAUCAAGUACUCAGGGGGACCCCAGAUUGUGAAGAAGGAGCGUCGACACAGCUCUUCUCGCUUCAAUCUGAGCAAAAACCGGGAACUGCAAAAGCUCCCAGCCCUUAAAGAUGCUCCUCCACAUGAACGAGAAGAGCUUUUCAUCCAGAAGCUGCGGCAGUGCUGUGUGCUUUUUGACUUCAUCUCUGACCCCCUCAGUGACCUGAAAUUCAAGGAGGUGAAACGAGCAGGUCUCAAUGAAAUGGUAGAAUACAUCACACACAAUCAUGAUGUCGUCACUGAGGCCAUCUAUCCUGAAGCUGUUAUUAUGUUUUCAGUGAAUCUCUUCCGAACGCUUCCGCCAUCGUCCAAUCCCACAGGAGCGGAGUUUGACCCUGAGGAAGAUGAGCCUACGUUAGAGGCUGCCUGGCCACACCUUCAGCUGGUGUACGAGUUCUUCCUCCGGUUCUUGGAGUCACCUGAUUUUCAACCAAAUAUAGCAAAGAAAUACAUUGACCAGAAGUUUGUACUGUCUCUGCUGGAUCUCUUUGACAGUGAAGACCCCAGAGAACGAGACUUCCUAAAGACUAUUCUGCACAGGAUCUAUGGGAAGUUCCUGGGUCUGCGAGCGUACGUGAGACGGCAGAUCAACAAUAUAUUUUACAGGUUUAUCUAUGAAACAGAGCAUCACAAUGGGAUUGCAGAGCUGCUGGAGAUCCUAGGAAGCAUAAUCAAUGGGUUUGCUUUGCCUCUGAAGGAAGAGCACAAAAUGUUCCUCAUCAGGGUCUUGUUACCACUACACAAAGUGAAAUCUCUCAGCGUCUACCACCCACAGUUGGCAUACUGUGUUGUACAGUUCUUGGAGAAAGACAGCAGCUUGACGGAGCCGGUGAUUGUGGGCUUGCUGAAGUUCUGGCCGAAAACACACAGUCCCAAGGAGGUGAUGUUUUUAAAUGAGCUGGAAGAGAUCCUGGAUGUGAUUGAGCCAUCUGAAUUUGUGAAAGUUAUGGAGCCCUUGUUCAGGCAGUUGGCCAAGUGCGUCUCCAGCCCACACUUCCAGGUGGCAGAGCGAGCACUGUACUAUUGGAACAACGAAUAUAUCAUGAGCCUGAUCAGCGAUAACGCAGCCAAAAUUCUCCCGAUCAUGUUUCCAGCGCUCUACAAGAACUCCAAGAGUCACUGGAACAAGACGAUCCAUGGGCUAAUCUACAAUGCACUCAAGCUGUUCAUGGAGAUGAACCAAAAGCUUUUUGAUGACUGCACACAGCAAUACAAGGCAGAGAAGCAGAAGGGAAGGUUCAGGAUGAAGGAACGAGAAGAAAUGUGGCAGAAAAUAGAGGAGCUGGCCCGGCUGAACCCUCAGUAUCCCAUGUAUUAUGCACCUCCAUCAUUGCCUCUGGUCUGCUGUAUGGAAACGGAGACCCCCACUGCAGAGGAUAUUCAGCUACUGAAGAAAACAGUGGAGACGGAGGCUGUGCAGAUGCUGAAAGACAUUAAGAAGGAGAAGGUUUUGCUGCGCCGGAAAUCUGAGCUUCCUCAGGACGUCUACACUAUAAAAGCCCUGGAGGCUCACAAGAGAGCAGAAGAGUUUCUCACCUCAAACCAGGAGGCUCUCUGACGGGCUCAGAAGCUGGCCCAGGAAGCUCUGUCCCAUCCCUUUCCCCCAGGGGUCACAGAAAUGCACUUGGUUCUCAUGUAUAAUAAGGAAUGAACAUGGUGAGCUGUGCCUGUCCUCCACUCCAUCCACAUCCCUGCAGGAUAGAUUUGUUUUUAUGUUGUACCUUGUAUCUCACCACUGCCAUAUUCUGCUUCUCCUUCUGCACACGCAGCGUGCGUGUGUGAAGGGAACCUGUCUCCCCUGCAGGUCCAGGCGGGGGUUGCUUCGUUUCCAGCCGCUGCCUGGUUUUCGCUCUGCCUGGGAGCCUUGCAGGGCAGGCAGGUGCUUCCUGUAGCUCUGCUAGAAGGUGGGCUGAAGGGAGCUGCUCUGGGCUCUCUGUAAGCAGUAGAGAGAACCGAGCACCUCCGCAGCUCACCUGUGAGGGGCGGCUGAGCUGGGCAGCGGCACAGUGCAGUUGACUUCUCAGGCUUCAGCAACAGCUUGGGCUGCCCGGUUCAGCCCAGUCUGAGCCAGGUGUGUUGGCUGGGGACCGCCCCGCGUGGCUCAGCGUGCCGCAGCCAUCCCCAGCUGCUGCCUCCGCUGUGCCUGCCCCGGUGCUGCUUGCGCUGACCAGAGGCUGAGCGCGUGGUGGGAAUGGCUGGCAGAGUAUGGGGGGGCUCUGCCAGCUCCCCGCCCCACCUCGGGGUGCAGCUCCGUGGUGGGAGGGCUCGCGUACAGCAGGAGACGUUUGCUUCCACCUUUCUUUUGCCUCAAGCCACCCGUUCUGUUCCCCUGUUGGUGGAGUGGGGGUUCAGUGCUUCACCACCCCCAGUGUAGCUGGGUGCAAGCGCUACAUCCUAUUGCUUCCCUCCUUUUAGAGCAUCCUUAGGAGCUCUCCUGUGGGAAAGUAAAUUCCUUCGGCUCUUUGUGUUGGUCCUCGCUAAGUCGUCUCCAUUCCAAUGUCUUGGGUAAUUGUGGGCCCAGAGUUAACUUCUGCUUUGUAGCAGGUGUCAGCCACUGACUUCUGCUUUCUUCCUCCUCCUCCUGCUCAAUUAAAAUACUCCCGCAGCUUUCCCUCUGUUGUUCCCAUCCUUAGCUCUGCAGUGGCUGGGGUUUCUAGGAAGCUUGUGCUGCUAAAGUCAUUUCUGCAAAUUAGCGGAAGCAAUGGAUACACGUUACGGGGCCAGGCCGAGUUUGUGCGUGUUCAGUUGUCUCCUCUUUAUGACCGGUGGCGAGAUGCCGCCAUCGAAUUGCUUCUGUAGGUGCCCCGAGCAGUUUGCCUCACCUCUUCCUUCAGCACCUGCCGUGGCCUGAGGCCCUUGUUAGCCGCGUGGUGCAUCAGGGAAGUGCUGUGCUGUGCUCAUUUAGCAUUUAGAGCGCACUCGAUAGCCCAGGGGCUUGUGCAGCGCUUGGGUGCUACUGCGAUGCAGCUCUCGGAGCUCUGUCUCCUGCCUUCUUGUGGUGCAGAUUCAGUCCCAGGCCAAGGUGAUAAGUAAGGGAGUGGUCUUUGCUUCUUACCGCUGCGCUUGCUUGCUUGACACAUAAGCUUGAGUGGGAUAGCAGUAGUGCAGGGAGCUUACGGAGCCGGUGCUGGUCGGACCCUGCUUUGCAGCAUCCAUAGGUCAUUGCAGAAGGUCCUGGUGUAUCUGCUCUUUGUCCCCACCAGCAGACCCCUUCCAGGUUGGAGCUGGCGUGCGGCGCAUCUCUUUUCCUCCCACCCAAACCGAGCUGUUCUCUCCCUGUGUAUCCAGUGCCCCCUGCUCUGUUCAGCUCCCUUUAGGCAUGCCACCAUCUCUUGGGAGCAGCUGCCAAGCUGAAGUAGGGGAGGGAUCACCCAAACCAUGCAGGACCCCGCCUCCCCUGGCUCCGCGCGCCGGGCCAGUUCAUCAGGAGACUUACCAAACACCUCAGGGAGGUUAUUGCUUAUUUUGAACAUUACUCUGAGCUCACGGUCAGCUGCCAGUCAAUUACCUCACGUGAGCCUGGCACAGCACGUAGACACGCGCCGGGCUGGAGGCGGACGGGAGCCACGGGUGCCGGGGUUGCGGCAUAGCUGAGGGUUGCUACCUGCAGCAGGGCUGGGGCUGAGGGCACGCUCCUUCCUCGUACUGGGGCCGGAGGAGCACGGCCGAGAGCGGGCUGCGCGCAGGGGCAGGGCUGUGGUGCACGGUGGCUACGUGCUGCGCGGCUUCCACGUUCUCAUAGCUUUGUGUGUCUUGUUCUGGGUCAGGGACCUCACGCUCGGUACCUUCGCAUCGCCUUUAGUUUCCCGCCUCCUCAUUCCAGUCCUGGACUUUGAAGAAGGGGACCACGUGAGAUGGGGGGAGCACGCCCGUGCUCUCUGCCCCGCGCGCUGCUCACGCGCAGGCCUGCGUCUGCCACACUACAGCUGCCCCUCGCUCCACACCCGGUCGGUAGCGUUAAUGCUCAUCUCUGCCUUUGCCUUUCCCCACAUCAGCCAAAUGGACAGAACUGGAGCUGCCUCUUCCACAUCGUGUGGUCCCUCCUCGGAGGGAAGGAGCAAAACUAACUACUGCGUUCACCCCCUGGACACAAGUAUUAAGCUGCUUACAGUUCAUAUGUACAUAUGGUGUACUUUAUUUUCAGUAGAGCAUUACAUAGUAUGAAAGUGUUGGAUUUUGUACAGAUGUCCCUGUAUGUACAGUACUAAAUAAAACUGAUCUCUUGGAAAGACA
Numida meleagris (helmeted guineafowl) is the source of this 5020-nucleotide messenger RNA. RefSeq names its product protein phosphatase 2 regulatory subunit B'delta (gene PPP2R5D). Gene Ontology annotation, biological process: signal transduction; protein dephosphorylation. Gene Ontology annotation, molecular function: protein phosphatase activator activity. The coding region runs from base 600 to 2345 and encodes 581 amino acids. The record is from RefSeq and is a predicted model, not a curated record. Gene Ontology annotation, cellular component: cytosol; nucleus; protein phosphatase type 2A complex. The transcript has 17 exons. Lineage: Eukaryota; Metazoa; Chordata; Aves; Galliformes; Numididae.